AUGGCCAACCCUAUUGCUGUCCAGUCAGCAACAGCUACGGAUGGCGAACAUGCUGAAGGACGAUCACUCGCCAUCCCAGAAGCUGAAGAUGAUCUCCAUAUCCGCCAAAAAUAUCGCCCAUUUAUCCUUGACGAUGCCCAAGACGAUUGGAUUAACGCCUUGGAGUUGGCCAAAGUCCUCAACUUAGCAGAGAAUGAUCUACAAGCAACCAAGACAAGACUCAAAGUCCUCGUGCUAUAUGGAAGUUUACGACGAAGGUCAUAUUCAAAGCUUGUGGCAUAUGAAGCUAGUCGGAUUCUGUUCCGGUUGGGUUGUGAUGUGCGCGUGUUUGAUCCGGAGGGAUUGCCGGUGAAGAAUGAUGUCGAUCAUGGCCAUGCAAAAGUGCAGGAGCUUCGUGCGCUGAGUGCGUGGAGUGAUGGGCAACUUUGGGUUUCGCCAGAACAACAUGGCAAUCUGACCGCCGUGUUUAAGAAUCAGAUAGACUGGAUACCCCUAAGCACUGGGAGUGUUCGUCCAACACAAGGCCGAACCCUCGCCAUUGCUCAGGUGUGUGGUGGCUCCCAGUCCUUCAAUGCAGUAAACUCCCUACGCAUCCUCGGCCGGUGGAUGCGAAUGUUUACGAUUCCAAAUCAAUCUUCGAUACCUAUGGCCUACACCCACUUCCCAGAUGAAGGACAACCGGAAGAUCAGAGGCUUAAAUACAGUAGCAACCGUGAUCGAUUGGUGGAUUGCAUGGAGGAGUUUGUCAAGUAUACAAUUCUGAUGAGGCCUCAUAUAGAUAUUUUUGGAGAUAGGUAUAGUGAACGGGAGGAGAAGAGGGUGAAGCAGGCGAAGAGCAAGGCAUGA
Talaromyces marneffei is the source of this 846-nucleotide messenger RNA. RefSeq lists its product as uncharacterized. The coding region runs from base 1 to 846 and encodes 281 amino acids. Gene Ontology annotation, molecular function: oxidoreductase activity. Lineage: Eukaryota; Fungi; Ascomycota; Eurotiomycetes; Eurotiales; Trichocomaceae. The transcript is spliced from 2 exons. The record is from RefSeq and is a predicted model, not a curated record.